AUGGCGGCGCAUCUACCUACCAUCAACUUCAACCCUUUAGCUCCCGUCACACCUCCGCCUGAGCACCUGUCGUUCCGGAAACCCGCACUUCCCCUUUCUGCUCAACUGAAACGCAAGGCCGCCGAGGCCAACAUCACCAAUGAUCAUGUCACGAUGAAGAAGGAGCUUUCACCACAAAACAACCCGUCCAUGGCCCCGCCAAAGCCGACGUCGAUCCCGAAUGCGGGUGCAGACCCGACCCAGCCGCCCAUGGAUCCCCGAUAUGUGGCCAUGGUUUCACGCAUUGCCGCCUACUACCAGCAACGGUGCCAGGCCAUCUCCAACGCGCAGCAGCAAAGAUGCCAGGCCUGGGCCAACAUGCACAGGCAAAAGUGUCAAGAGAUGAUGCAGGCCGCCAUGUUGGUGGUGGCGUGGUACAUCCGCGACCGGAUCCAGCGGAGACGCCGGAGGCAAAAGAAGCAGUUCCGCACGGGGUUAAGAGCGCAGAGCACCCGGUCCCGUGUAACAAAGGGCGAAGGAGUCCGGCGCUGGGUCAUGAAUAUGCCCGAGAGCAUGUCAUCACCGCAUAUUCCAGGGCUCGACGACCUCGCUGACCAAGAGGAGGCCCACUUCUCCAUGGACAAGGAAGUUCCACCGGACAAGGACACCAAGCUAUUUGAGAUGGCGGACAACAUGAUUAGGAGUCAGUAUCGCAAGGUCGAGGUGCCCAUCCUCGGCGUGCUUGGCUUCGAGGAGGACGAGAGUGAGAGUGAGAGCGAGGCCGACGACGACUUUGACCAGCUCAUGGAUGAUGAGCUCGAGGAUGGUGAAGUUGAAGAGUGCGACGAUGAAGACGAUUUGGAAAUGGACGAUGAGGACGACGAGGAGGAUGGGUCUGAACUCGUCCACCGCGGUACGGGCACGGGCACUGGAAGCCGGGGCAAGGACUCUGGGUUGUCAUCUUGA
This is a messenger RNA of Colletotrichum orchidophilum, 945 nucleotides long. RefSeq lists its product as uncharacterized. NCBI's taxonomy places the organism in Eukaryota, Fungi, Ascomycota, Sordariomycetes, Glomerellales, Glomerellaceae. The record is from RefSeq and is a predicted model, not a curated record. Bases 1 to 945 code for a protein of 314 amino acids. The transcript has a single exon.